Messenger RNA from Juglans regia (Persian walnut), 1375 nucleotides. RefSeq lists its product as uncharacterized. NCBI's taxonomy places the organism in Eukaryota, Viridiplantae, Streptophyta, Magnoliopsida, Fagales, Juglandaceae. Gene Ontology annotation, cellular component: nucleus. The coding region runs from base 490 to 1329 and encodes 279 amino acids. Gene Ontology annotation, biological process: protein import into nucleus. The transcript is spliced from 6 exons. The record is from RefSeq and is a predicted model, not a curated record.
AUGGUGCCUCUCAUCCAUCUACAUCUAUGAUUCUCGACAAAAUAGGCAUCUAGUAGCUCACAAAAAAGUUGGAAUUUAAAGAUCCAAAGAUUUGUUUUCCAGUAUCAUUUUGGAAUGAGAAAAAGGCAAUCAAAUCGAAACUAGGCAGAGAAAUAGAUCCUGGAAGGAAGCUUCUCUCCCUCCCCCCACCCGAUGGGGUUUCUGGCCGGCGAGGAUGCAGAGGGAUUGGGCGAUGGAGAGUUCUGGGUAGUAAUUUCGGGAAAAGGUUUUGUCACUUUUUAGCUAGGGACACGAUCCCUUAAAAGGACAGAGGAAAACUGAAAAAGCCCCUUUUCCAGGCUAUGCGGAUCACUAAUCCGAAAAGGAUAAAAAAGUCAUUUUGAGGAGUAAGCAGGAAGCUCUCUCGAUCGGUAUAUAUUUGUCUUACUUCCUUCCGUAUUUGAUAAGAGAAGAAAAAGCAAAACUGCUGAUAGCAGAGAGAGGAAGGAGAUGAGGGCAGAGUCGGAGAGAGAGGGAGAAAUGGAGGAUGGAGGUAUCUCGAUAUCACCAACACAAACACUUACUAAUAGGUCUUCUCUUAAAUCCCAUUCUCACUUCAAUAAUUACCACUUCUGGAAACACAAGCUUCGAGAGAACUGCUACAAGAGGGUCCGAGAGGACAGAACCCGCUUGCUUUGGAAAUCGCGAUUGCCCUCUAGCACUGCCUCACAUUCUCUCAAUCACAAUCAGAACCAAAAGGACUUAAUCAAAUCUAGUCUUCAGGACAUAGUUUCCGAUGAACUCAGAAAGAUAAAGGAUUCAUCAUUGAAUGACUGUUCUGAGUUUCUGACUUCUGCUCCUGAGGCCAAUGAUGUGUUAUGGGAAUAUGAUGGUCUUUGUAAUGCUUAUCAGGGUGAAUGUGAAGAGAUAUUGUUGGAAAUGCAAAGGAUCUUUUAUGAUGAUCUUGGGGUGGAGCCAACUAGAAAAGAACCUGAUAGCCAUGUUGAAACGUGGGAAGAGGAAGAAGAUGAAUACUUGGCCCGUGCAGUUUAUGAACAUAUGCAGCUGAAUGAUGAGCAGGUGUGUGAGAAGAUUUGGUGCCCCAUUUGUAAGCAAGGAGAGUUAUUAGAGAAUUACCUUCUUAUAUAUUGCAGUCUUUGCGAACUUAAACUCAACAAAGACAAUGAGGUAAGUCUGGAUUUGAUGCGAGUUCGGCUAGCAGAAGCUCAUGCAGAACAUCUUGAUCGGGGUUGUAGAUUGAAACCUAAGUUUUGCAUGGAGACAAGAUUUGAUUUAACUGCACUGUACAUUUGUUGUCCAAGUUGCAAUAUCUUCGAGGUUGUAAUGUAAUAUCUAUCUUCAUACUCGAUAAUUAUAAAAUUGAGUGUAUUCUUGA